UAUCGCGUGUUUGAGAAGAAGUACUUCGUGGACGUGCCAAAGGGGUACGACUGUAUUAAAUGUUGCGGUAGGUAUCAGCCCGACGUCAAUAAAUGCAAACUCGUGGGCUCAGGCGUUGUAGUGCCGACCGGGAAGACUGUAUACGACGAGACACUGGAAGACAAGACCAAUUUCGAUAUC
Molecule: messenger RNA, 180 nt
Organism: Oppiella nova
Lineage: Eukaryota; Metazoa; Arthropoda; Arachnida; Sarcoptiformes; Oppiidae
Source: the annotation of a GenBank genome assembly